This is a messenger RNA of Schistosoma turkestanicum, 303 nucleotides long. Lineage: Eukaryota; Metazoa; Platyhelminthes; Trematoda; Strigeidida; Schistosomatidae. The record is from the annotation of a GenBank genome assembly.
AUGGAACGAAAUAAUCAAUCGAAACGAUACACCAGUCAACCGUAUAAAAUAAUGUAUUAUUCAUCCACGAAUAUUGCAAAGAAUAAUGAAGAAAUACAAAUGAAAUCAGACAAUAAUAACAUUAAUACUAAUGUUGAUGAUGAUGACAACAAUAAUAAUAAUAAUAAUGAUAAUAGUAACAAUGUUAAUAACACUAAUGUUCAAGAUGACAGUAAUAACGAUACUACUACUACUACUAAUAAUAAUAAUAACAAUAAUAAUAAUGAUAAUAAUGACUCUAGAUUAGUCAAUGAAGAAAAAUAG